Neopsephotus bourkii (Bourke's parrot) is the source of this 1736-nucleotide messenger RNA. It is a transcript of the gene ACTR10, whose product is annotated as actin related protein 10. NCBI's taxonomy places the organism in Eukaryota, Metazoa, Chordata, Aves, Psittaciformes, Psittacidae. The coding region runs from base 78 to 1331 and encodes 417 amino acids. Gene Ontology annotation, biological process: retrograde axonal transport of mitochondrion. The transcript has 13 exons. The record is from RefSeq and is a predicted model, not a curated record.
GAGGAAGGGCCCGCCCCGCCGCGCCGCGCUGGAGAAAGGCCCUGCCGCGUCGCUGUUGGAGGAGUAAGGAGGGCGCGAUGCCGCUGUACGAGGGCCUGGGCAGCGGCGGCGAGAAGACCGCCGUGGUGAUAGACCUGGGCGAGGCCUUCACCAAGUGUGGUUUUGCAGGAGAAACAGGGCCAAGAUGCAUUAUUCCUACUGAAAUAAAGAAACCUGAUGUCACAAAGCCUAUCAGAGUUGUUCAGUAUAAUAUUAAUACAGAAGAGCUCUAUUCAUAUCUGAAGGAAUUUAUCCAUAUGCUGUAUUUCAGACAUCUGCUGGUGAAUCCCAGAGACCGUCGUGUUGUGAUCAUAGAAUCUGUCUUGUGCCCUUCACACUUCAGAGACACACUCACAAGAGUCCUGUUCAAGCAUUUUGAGGUACCUUCAGUUUUGUUUGCUCCAAGUCAUCUAAUGUCUCUCCUGACACUUGGGAUCAAUUCUGCCAUGGUUCUAGAUUGUGGGUACACAGAAAGUUUGGUGCUGCCUAUAUAUGAGGGAAUUCCGAUUCUGAGCUGCUGGGGUUCUCUUCCUCUGGGAGGAAAGGCUAUACACAAGGAGCUGGAGUAUCAGUUGUUGGAGCAGUGCACAGUUGAUACAGGAUUAGCCAAAGGACAAAGCCUUCCAUCUGUGAUGGGCUCAGUUCCAGAAGACAUAGUAGAGGAUAUAAAAGUUCGCACUUGUUUUGUGAGCGAUCUCCAACGUGGACUGAAAAUCCAAGCAGCUAAAUUCAACAUUGAUGGCACUGCUGAGCGUCCUUCACCACCUCCGGAUGUGGACUAUCCUUUAGACGGAGAAAAGAUUCUGCAUGUAGUUGGCCCUAUCAGAGAUUCCGUUGUCGAAAUAUUGUUUGAACAGGACAAUGAAGAGACAUCUGUGGCCACUUUGAUCUUGGAUUCGCUUGUUCAGUGUCCGAUAGACACCAGGAAGCAGCUGGCAGAGAACUUGGUAGUUAUUGGUGGCACUGCUAUGUUGCCAGGAUUCCUUCACAGGCUCAUGGCUGAAAUCAGAUACCUGGUAGAGAAACCAAAAUACAAAGAAGCACUUGCCACUAAAACCUUCAGAAUUCACACUCCACCUGCCAAACCCAACUGUGUGGCCUGGCUGGGAGGAGCCAUUUUUGGAGCACUUCAGGACAUACUUGGGAGUCGGUCUGUGUCCAAAGAAUAUUACAGCCAGACAGGCCGCAUACCUGACUGGUGCUGUCUUAAUAAUCCUCCACUGGAAAUGAUGUUUGAUGUUGGAAAAGCACCCCCACCAUUGAUGAAGAGGGCUUUUUCUACUGAGAAAUAAGAACCUACAUGCUACACAAGGAUUCUCCUCCUCUAUUUCAAGUACAUGUUUUGGGUUUUUUUGUAUUAAGUAAUCUGUGUGUAACACUAUUAAAUAGGAACAAUGUGGAUGUUUUCAGACAGUAUAUUGGUAGGUACUAACACUAUGUAAAACCCUAUCCAUUUUAAAAACAACUCUGGCAACUACUAUGCUGUUUAGUCCUGUUCUGGAGAAAUUCUCUAGUGUCAUGAGUUACAGCCUACUGAGUUGUUUGUUAUUUAUCUGUAUAAUAAAUUACGUUGCUGAGAGUAUUUGUUUUAAGAUAGUUUUAUUGUAAAUAUGCUUAGCAGAAAGAAGGACAGCCUACUGUGGAAACAUCUGGAAGUUUUUCUGGCAAAUUCUGUAUUAAAAUAUUCCACCCUUGAA